CGUCUUUGUGUCGGUGAGGGUGCCUGCCGAGGUGCUGUCGAACAGUAAAAAUGUGGCUGCGUCCCGCGCGGUGUACAUACUGAGCUACUGUCGACUGUACUUUGCUUCAGCCACUCUUUUUUAUUUAUUUAGUUACAUACGUCACGGAGCAUUUAGUACCGAACCUAACAUCCUUCUCACCUACCCAGCAGCUCACCAUCCACACAUGGGUCGGGCCGCCGGACUGACCAGCCGCCUGCGCGCCAGCGCUCUUCCUCGCAGCGCCGCCCGCCUGCUACGCCUGCCCGACGAGAUCCUCAUCAUCAUCAUCGAACACUGCGACAUCGACGCCUUCCUGCAGCUGCGCCUGACCUGCCGCGCCUUCCGCAACCUCAUCGCCACCUACGAGAGCACCAUUGUCCAGGCCGUCGCCCGCACCACCUUCCCCGAGUGCCGCCGCCUGCUGCGACCCCCGCCCACCAACAUCAACUCCAGCACCCUCUCGCUGCCCGUCAUCCGCGUCAUCCCAAAAUCGCCCUACACUAUCAAAUGGCUCACCGGCCUCAUCCCCAAGCACCUCGCCUCCAUCGUCGUCGAUCGCCAUCGCUACUGCGGCACGCCCCUGCCCAUGCUCGACGGCAUCCCCUCGGAGGACGAGGUAGGCGAUGAUAUCCGCCGCCACGUCGCCCAUGGCUUCCGCAUCCUCGAAGCUCUAUCCCUCAUCGCCAAAGACGUCGAAGAGACGCCCGACUCCAAAAUCGAGUCGAAACUGCCAAAAAAGUGCGUCCCCCGUAUUCUGAUCCGCAACCCCCCGAAAAAAAGAGACCUGAUGCACCGGCGAACGCCGCCCCCCGCCUGGCCGAACCGCAUGUUCCGCAAGACGAAGCGGGCGCUGUGGUCGUGGCGGCGCCCGCAGGAAACGGCCGAGAAGCAGCGCAAGGCGUUGCUGCAGCGCCGCCAGGACCUCACGACCGCCCUGCAGUGCCACUACAUCUACAACAAGCUGACGCCCGAGGGCGCGCGCGACUUUGACGCCAUGUGGACCAUUCUGCGCAUGGCCUUCCAGCACCGCCGCUACUUCACCCUCGGCACCGAGACGCUCGACUGGUGCAAGCCCGACCGCCGCGACGUCUUCUUCGGCGACUCGUGGGUCAACUGGUUCGUCUUCGAGGCCGGCGCCUCGUUCUGGUGGAAACACUACUGGCUGCUGAAGAUCCGCCAUGCCGACCGCAAGGCCCCCUCGGGCUGGCAGGAGAUCAACCGCGCCUUCUACGCCCGCCCCCGCGACCAGAUGGUCAUUGAGCGCGCCGGCGCCGCAGAGGUCUACGCCACUAUGCACCACCGCAUGAAGGGCGUGGACCGCAUCCGCCUGCCCUCGAGCGAGGAGUACGAGGGCAUGAUUCGCAGCUUGCAGCGCGAUCCGCCCGAGGACAGGCUCAAAUAUGUCUGUGCGAGCAUGACGCUGUAUUAA
This is a messenger RNA of Aplosporella prunicola CBS 121167, 1450 nucleotides long. RefSeq lists its product as uncharacterized. Gene Ontology annotation, molecular function: protein binding. Lineage: Eukaryota; Fungi; Ascomycota; Dothideomycetes; Botryosphaeriales; Aplosporellaceae. The record is from RefSeq and is a predicted model, not a curated record. Bases 206 to 1450 code for a protein of 414 amino acids. The transcript is spliced from 3 exons.